Messenger RNA from Lynx canadensis (Canada lynx), 1876 nucleotides. RefSeq names its product high affinity immunoglobulin epsilon receptor subunit beta-like. Gene Ontology annotation, cellular component: plasma membrane. The transcript has 7 exons. The record is from RefSeq and is a predicted model, not a curated record. Bases 624 to 1340 code for a protein of 238 amino acids. NCBI's taxonomy places the organism in Eukaryota, Metazoa, Chordata, Mammalia, Carnivora, Felidae. Gene Ontology annotation, biological process: cell surface receptor signaling pathway.
UAAAGUUGGAAAUAAAGAAGCCUAGAGUAACAAUUCUACCGUAACAAUCCUUCUCCACAGAGGGCCAAGGGCAGGGGGCAACUCCGUGAAAGAUAUGAAACACAAGGUUGCAAACCAGAACAGCUUGCUACUUAAAACCCACCGGCAGCCUGGGAUAGACAUCAAGAUUAUUAAAUAACUUCGAUGAAUUGUCUCAGUAACAUGACGUGAGAAAUUCCUUAUGAGGUCACAGAAACGUUGCUAUUCCUAAAUCACAGCUGAAGAAAUAGAAACUCGGAGAAUGUACCUGAAUUGUCCAAAGCCACCGAGCAAAUAACAGGAAGUCGCGAUUCAUGCAAGAGUGUGCCUGACCUUAAGGUAUGCAUUCUUCCAGUCCAAUCCACAGCUCUUUUUUUGCAGAUAUGUGAGAAACAACGGAGGCGUCCGCUCUACAGUGGUGAACAUCUUGGGUUUCUAGAAAGUGUAAGGAAGCUGUCCAAGCCCCCAUGGUACUAUUUUCCCAUCCCUGCCUGUCUCCCACUGCUGUGCUCCAGAAUUCCAUAUUCCAUUGAUUCCAUCCUGGAGGGCUGCAGAACUGCCCCCCCCCCCCCGCAUCCAGGCGUCAAGUACAGGUCUCUUACAGAAUGAGUGAUGUCGUUGCUACUGAGGGGACUGCUGAGGGCAUUUCAACAAAUGAAAUUCAAAGUGUGCAGGUGGGACAAGCAGACGCACCUGAUUUAGCUCAACGUCUACACAGCAAGCUGCGUGAUUUCCUUAAAAAGAAUCUGCAAUCCCUGGGUGUAGCUCAGAUAAUGAUUGGCCUGAAAUGUUUCUUAUUUGGGAUCAUUGAGAUUUUUCUUUACUGGCACUCUGACUUAAGGAAUCUUUUAUUCUGCUUUUAUAUUGGUUACCCGUUCUGGGCUGCAGCAUCUUUCAUCAUGUCUGGAUCUUUGACCAUCUCAUGUACAAGAAAACAAACAGAAUUUCUGAUCGAAGUCAGUAUUGGAGCUAACAUUAUCAGCACACUACUUUCAAGCACUGGGAUAAUUCUUCUCUCCGUGAAUUUAGUUGACAUAGUCUUACUUGAAUGCUGGGAGUUACCGGCGUGUUCGUUGGUUAAAUCUUUUAUAACUAAUAUUGUGAUCCUUCAAAUGAUACUGACUUGUGUGCAGAUUUUUAUUUCGUUCUCACUCUGUGGGCUCACUUAUACCAUGGAUGGCAAGGAGAUCAGCUGGGCUUCUGCACUAAGUUGCUUGAUCAGAUCACAUUCUGAAGAUCCUUAUCAAGACUUACUGACUCAACCUGAAACUUACGAAGAUUUAGUGCUUCAAGACAUAGACCAGGUUCACUCUCAUCCAUGAGACACCAUCGAAACAUUUUUUACCACACCAGGGCAUCUUGGAUCCAUGAUGGCAACCAAAGACAGAUCUGAUAGGAAUCUUCUACAAAUCCCCUGCUCCCCAUGUCUUUUAUUAUGCACUUUCACAUACACAGACACAAUUGGCACGGAUAUGUGCUUAAUUUCACAGGUGACCAGCAAAUACUAAUAUUAGCAUUCCGUGGCCUAAUAGACCUCUUUUCAUUGGGACGGUAAUACCAUUUUUGAGCCAAUUUCAGUUCUUAGGCCUCAGAGAGGAAUUUGUUGUUACCCACUUACUCCUUCCUAGAAACUGUACUUCCCUCUGGGUUGACAGUUUAUUCAAAUGAAAAAUCUUUGUGCAAAUAGUUUGGGUGAGUAGUGGCAUACCAUCUGACACUGGGACCAAUCUAAGUUUCUUUGACUGUUGAAUGUACUAGGUCUCCCUUGCUUGUGUCAAGGUGAACUUGACAAAAUGUAAUGCGAUACAAAAUGCACACUCUAAUGUAUGACACAUAGUAAAAAUCUAAUGCAACCUCA